This is a messenger RNA of Onychostoma macrolepis, 5141 nucleotides long. RefSeq names its product peroxisomal biogenesis factor 5-like a (gene pex5la). The record is from RefSeq and is a predicted model, not a curated record. Gene Ontology annotation, biological process: protein import into peroxisome matrix, docking. The coding region runs from base 445 to 2283 and encodes 612 amino acids. NCBI's taxonomy places the organism in Eukaryota, Metazoa, Chordata, Actinopteri, Cypriniformes, Cyprinidae. Gene Ontology annotation, molecular function: protein binding. Gene Ontology annotation, cellular component: cytosol; peroxisomal membrane. The transcript has 15 exons.
CGAACAGUCGACAAGGAGAGAGAGUGUGUGUCUGAUAAAGGAGGGAGGAAUUGCUGAAGAAUCAGACCAACUACGAUAAAACCCACAGAGCCACACCGGGGCUGAGAUGAUGACGUAGGCACGAUCCUCGAGCGUUCAGCGCAUCCAUCGCGCUCCUCAGCAACUUGGUGAAGAGACUCGCCGGCGCGCGUGAAGCUCGGAAGCGCUCAAGCCUCCUCGCCUUAUAAAGUGCGUCGGUGACGAAAGCUGUCGCGUGCGCGUAAAUUCAGCACUUGGUUCACGAGACAGCUCCGGUGUGUCGGCUUCCCUCACUGGACUCAAUUUCAAGAGCAGUUCUUUCAGUACUUUUUAGAACACUCUCGCACGCAUGAACAUUAGAAGAGUCAUCAUAUUUCUUGCUUUCAUCUAACUGCGAUCCAUAGUCUGGGACCUUCUCCACUAAAUAUGUACCAGGGGCAUUUGCAGGGGAAAGACUCUAGGGCUGCAGAUAAGACCGUUGCCAUGGUCCUGAAGGAGAUACCCAAUAAGGCGUCCUCAGAAGGCAAGCCCCUCCUCACGGUGACAAACAAGCUGGUGAGUGAGCAACAAGAGAGCCGUCCCUUGCUGAGCCCUUCCAUCGAUGAUUUCCUUUGCGAGACCAAGUGUGAUGGAGCUGCCCGCCCAGUAACCUCCAACACAGCAGUACUGUCCUCCUCUCUGGACCUGCUGGAUCUGAGUGAGCCUGGUGAGAGAAGACACAGCAAAGACAGGAAGAGCCCUCUUUCUUCUAAGGGCACACCGUACAGGAAGAAGCCCGAUGAAACAGAGCUGAUCCAAGUGGAUGUUGAACAGAGUAUACCCUGUUCCCGCACACCUGAAAAGAUUUCAUUGGACUCAGUAGCAGUUCCAUCUUCUUUGGACAAAUGGGAAGAACUCAACCCACACCCGGAGCGAAAUGGUAGCAGAAAGUGGAAACUUGAGAGAAGACGUUCAUCAAAAAAUUCUGGUGAAUUUGUGUGGUCUAUGGAUUGCAAAACUCAGCUAGACACUGCCCCCAGGAAUUCCCUGGAGGUCAAUAAUAAAGUAGAAGCGGAAGCCGUGCCAGUAACUCAACUCAACAGGCAAUAUGUUAGUGGAAGACAUGGCCGUUUGAGCAAAGACCAAAGGUGGGGUAGCACACUCCUGUCCAGAAACCAGUCUCUGGAGGAAGAGUUUGAGCGAGCUAAGGCAGCAGUGGAGUCAGACACAGAGUUUUGGGAUAAGAUGCAGGCAGAGUGGGAAGAGCUCGCUCGCCGGAACUGGCUAACAGAGAAUGAGCGACCACAGAUUCCCUCUAAUGUGUCUCCUUAUGAAAAGGGAUACUACUUCCACACAGAUAACCCUUUCAAAGACUGGCCAAAUGCAUUUGAAGAGGGAUUACGCAAGUCCAGAGAGGGAGACCUGCCUAACGCUGUACUUCUUCUGGAAGCAGCUGUGCUGCAGGACCCUCAGGAUUCGGAGGCUUGGCUGGUGCUGGGAACCACGCAAGCAGAGAAUGAGAAUGAGCAGGCAGCAAUUGUCUCCCUCCAGAGGUGUCUGGAGCUCCACCCCAACAACCUCCAGGCCCUCAUGGCCCUGGCAGUGAGCCUGACCAACACGGGCAUGAGGCAGGAUGCGUGUGAGGCGCUGCUAAGCUGGAUAAGGCACAACCCCAAAUACAAGCAACUUCUGAAGAGCCGCACACACCUGCAGGGCUCACCUGGUUCACGGAGACCCUCCUACCCUUCCGCAAUGGGCUGCCCCCUGCUGCCCGAGGUGAAGGAGCUGUACCUGGAAGCUGCCCAGCUCAACUCGGACAUGAUCGACCCAGACCUGCAGACAGGGUUGGGAGUGCUGUAUAACCUCAGCUCCGAGUUCAACAAAGCAGUGGAAGCCUUCAACGCAGCGCUAUCAGUGCGGCCGGAGGACUACCUGCUGUGGAAUCGGCUGGGGGCGACGCUGGCUAAUGGAGAUCGCAGCGAGGAGGCUGUGGAGGCCUAUACUAAAGCCCUGGAGCUGCAGCCCGGCUUCAUCCGCUCACGUUACAACCUCGGCAUCAGCUGCAUUAACAUGGGCGCUCACAGGGAGGCAGCCAGUAAUUUCCUUACGGCUCUUAGCCUGCAGAGGAAGAGCAGGAGUCGGCAGCUUUCGCACCAGGUCAUGUCUGGAAACAUCUGGGCGGCCCUGCGGAUAGCGCUGUCCAUGCUGGACCAGCCAGAGCUCUUUCAAGCUGCUAACAUAGGAGACCUGGACUUACUCAUGAAAGCUUUUAACCUGGAUAUGUGAGCGAGGAUACCCUUUAACCACGGCAAAUAUCCAAAGUCCUUUAUGAGAAGAACUUUGUCAGAAAAGCAACCUUUGUUUCGCAGAGCACCUUUACAUUCCUGAGAACUGAGUGCUGAAUGAUACUCUUUUACUAGAUUUGCACAUCAGUUUACGAUUACCCUAAAGAGCACAACGCCGGGUGAAGAUUGUAAGUAUGCCUUAGAGAAAAUAUCAGCUAGACCUGCAAUGUAACAGUGGGAAUUGGAGGAAACCACACUUGAUGAGAGGAACGCAGAUGUACAAGAACAACAUUGGCUUCACAUUAAUGACUUGAUUAGACAUGUACUGUACUGCGUAGACGUCAUGUAUCGGUUCGAUUGCACUCUUUAUUUGAGAUGGUGGGGUUAUUAUAGAUUUUGGUGGCACUUAGUUCAACCCUGGACACUCCUCACCUGAUCUCUGCUGCAUCAUCCCCUUUAUUUCCUGGAGCUUGCAGACCAGAUUAAAAAGCCUUACUUAUCUUGCAUGUAAAAUAAAUAAUUGAGAUGUUAUCAGUAUGAUAUCAGAUAAAAGCCAUUCCUUGCCAUACUUUGACCUCUUGAUGUAGAAGUCUAUGGUCCAUCAAGGUCUUUUUGUGAAACAUACCACAUCUUUGAAAUGUUACGCUGAUUAUUUCACAAAAUUCGAUGCAGGGAAUUAGAUAUACUGCCCCUUUUGCCACAGUUAUCAGCCUGGGAUUGACAGGAAAACAAGAAACUGCCCUAAAUAUAAGCCAAACUAUUUGUGAGCUUCACAGUUUUAUACCCUAAUAUUGUCCUUGUUUCUGAUAUUACUUGUUAUGGUGCAUCUCCAGCUUGCAUGAUGUUUUAGUUUGCUCAUCAGUGUGAACACGCAAGUGCUUAGUGUUGCAUAUGCGCUUCAAGAAAAAUCCUACGUUUUAAAACGCUAUGCAAAACCUAUAGAUUUUUUUCUUCAUGCAGCCGGAAGCAGAAGAAAAGCCUAAAGCAACAGAAAGCUGUACUUGCUUUGUCACUUUCUGUAUUUUAAAGUGUAAACUGGUAGGUAGAAGGUAGAAGAUCUGGUAAUCCUGUGUAGAUGGUUUAUUGUAUUUUAAGGCUAUGUCUACAUUAAUCCAGAUACAUUUGAAAAUGCGUCUUUUUCUUAACAUUUUGUCCUUGCGUCCCCAUUGAGAUGCUGUUUUUGUUCUGUGAUUCUGACGAUAGUCGAUACAUUUAAAAAUGCCACAUAAACGUUUUCGCAUGGCAAUGUGAAAUGUGAAAAUGGACACAUUCGUAAAUGAUAUUUGACAUGUUUAGUCAUGUGACACGUUGUAGCUAUAGAUAUGAUUAUAUCAACAUAUGCCAGCUAUGUGCUAUUCACCUGCACAUUAAAGAUAUUACAAUCUUUACAUUACAUUACUGCAAGGAAAAAAAAAUUUACUCGCAAUUGCUGUCCUGCAGCAAAUCAUGAGGACAGUUGUGACACUAUACAUGGAAUAGCAAUUGAAUGCAACCUGGACACACCAUUUAGUGGUGAAAUAUUUUGCUAAGAAAAUGAUUGUGCAAGAAGAAUAGUGUGAGAACUUUAUAUGGGGUCUCUCGGAUUCAUCUCAGUGAGCUGAAACAUAUCAGCUCAAUUAUGCAUGCAUAUUAAGAUUAUUUAAAGGGAUAGUUCUUCCCAAAAUGAAAAAUUCUGUUAACAUUUACUCACCCUCAUGUUGUUCCAAACCUAUUUGAGCUUCUUUCUUCUGUUGAACACAAAAGAUUAUAUUUUAAAGAAUGUUUGUAACCAAACAGCUGCCGGUAGCCAUUGACUUCCACAGUAUUUUUUUCCCACACUAUGUAAGCCAAUGGCUACCGUCAAUCGUUUGGUUACAUUCCUCAGUGUUCAUCACUUUUUCCAGUUUUUUUCAAGGUUGGACGUGAAACUAUUGGAAAAUGCCAGAGUGUAACAAAAAGCCAUUUUCAAAUGUGUCUGGAUUCAUUUAGACGCAGCCUAAGCAAUGGUUCCUAUUUAAAAAGGCUCCCUAACCCAGCUGAGCUUUUAUUUGUAGUGUCAUAUAUUUUCAUUAUUCCCACCUAGUGAAAGUAUAUCAAUGAAAAAGCAUGCAAAGCUAUUCAAGCACCCAUUAUAAAGUGUUAUUAAUUUAUUAAUUUUGACUAUAUUUCUUUAAUUACUGCUCUAUGUAUUUAUUUUAUUAUUCUGUAUCCGAAUCUGUUUGGAAAGUCCUGUAAAUGCUCAUCGAUACAGUUAGAACAGGCUUGUGCUUUGUAGCUGAAUGUUACAGUAGAUACUGUAGAUUCUCUCAUGCCUGAGGCCAAACCUCCCCUUUUCUAGAACUUUGUACAAUCUCAGGUGUGAUUGUCUAGAUGAAUUCAUGCUCCAGAAGUACUCCUGAUGUAUGAUCGCAUGCCGAAUAUACUUAUUUUUGAAUGCUGUAGAUUUAUUUAUAUGCAUGACCUUGACAUGCCUAUUUUAAUCUAUACCCUUCAUUUCUAUGACUUAUAUAUAUCACUGUAAUCACAAUAUUUUGCAUUUCAAAGUAUAUAUUGAUCUGAAGAAUAUGGCAUAUUAACUGUAAAAUAUCUACAAACGAGCAGUUUUUGCAAUGCAGUGAGUAAUCUUAAAAGACCUUCUUUAUAGUCACUUAUAUUACUAUUGCAAUAGCCAGAUUUACUAAAGCCUUUAGAGUUAGAGACUCAAAUGUAUGUUAUGCAUCAUUCAGAGCUGUGUUUCUGAAUUUGUACCUGCAAACUUUCUGAAUGUUUGCCAUAGGCUUUAUUAACUCUGGCCCAAUAUUUAAAAGAUAGAUGCAUAUAUAAAAAGUUAUCUUUUAAAAUAAAAUAUUGGAAUAGAGUUUGUAUGCCUGGUUGUUGCUG